AUGCUUCUCUUGGAUUAUCAAAACGUCUUAAUUGAGUCUCUCCUAACGGAUCGCUUUUCUGGAGCACCCCCCGUCUCCAUUGAUCAGGUCGUUUCCGACUUUGAUGGAGUGACAUUCCACCUCUCUACCCCCGAAUCCAAGACCAAGAUCCUUAUCUCGAUCCACGUGAAAUGCUUUAAGGAGCUGGUUCAGUACGGCGCCCAGGAGGUGUUGGAGAGAGAAUAUGGUCCCUAUAUCGUGUCCCCCGAGCCUGGCUAUGAUUUCUCAGUACAAAUCGACCUCGAGAACCUGCCUGCUGAGCAGGAGGCCCGUAAUGAUUUGAUUAUGAAGCUUGCCCUCCUGAAGCGGAACGCAAUGGCCGCUCCAUUCGAGCGAGCGUUCGAUGAAUUCAACAAACUCGCCGAGGAGGCCUCUCAAUACACAUCAGAGUCUGCUCCUCAAGGCAUCAAGGAGGGUGGUCAAGUCAUGGCGAUCCAUUACCGUGAGGAGGAGGCAAUUUACAUCAAGGCCAACUGGGAUCGCGUUACUGUCAUCUUCAGCACCGUGUUCCGGGAGGAGACUGACCGGAUCUUCGGAAAGGUGUUCUUGCAGGAAUUUGUCGACGCCCGCCGCCGUGUCCAGACACUACAGAAUGCUCCCCAGGUCCUUUUCCGCAAUGAUGCUCCUCUUGAGCUGGCAGGUGUGCCUGGUUUGAGCACUAAGGAAGGAGAUGUCAGCUAUGUCACUUUCGUUCUGUUCCCACGGCAUUUGACCCCCCAGCGUCGCUAUGACAACAUUUCCCACAUCCAGACCUUCCGUGACUACUUCCACUACCAUAUUAAAGCCUCUAAGGCCUAUAUUCACACUCGAAUGAGAAAGAGGACAGCAGAUUUCCUUCAAGUGCUUAACCGAGCCCGGCCCGAGAAUGAGGAGCGUGAGCGCAAGACCGCUAGUGGUCGUACGUUCCGAGUGCAGGGUUAG
This is a messenger RNA of Penicillium soppii, 960 nucleotides long. Its product is annotated as actin-related protein 2/3 complex subunit 2. Gene Ontology annotation, cellular component: actin cytoskeleton; Arp2/3 protein complex. The record is from RefSeq and is a predicted model, not a curated record. The coding region runs from base 1 to 960 and encodes 319 amino acids. Lineage: Eukaryota; Fungi; Ascomycota; Eurotiomycetes; Eurotiales; Aspergillaceae. The transcript is spliced from 6 exons. Gene Ontology annotation, molecular function: structural constituent of cytoskeleton; actin filament binding. Gene Ontology annotation, biological process: Arp2/3 complex-mediated actin nucleation; actin filament polymerization.